Messenger RNA from Rhopilema esculentum, 7342 nucleotides. The record is from RefSeq and is a predicted model, not a curated record. NCBI's taxonomy places the organism in Eukaryota, Metazoa, Cnidaria, Scyphozoa, Rhizostomeae, Rhizostomatidae.
UAGUGUAAAGGUAUUGAAACUUUAUACAGAUGAAAUAUGCUUUUUUUAAAAAUAAAAUCCUUUAAAAGGAAAUCCUGCCUUUUUGGUGAAAAAUUUUACUUUACGAUAAAUUAAAUUCAAAGUAAUAUGUUUUCCCUUAGGCUGAAUUUGUUCUUAUUAGGUGUAGUAGCCCAUGAAAACUGCAAAUCCUUCUUUGUACUGAUUGUUAACAAAAUUUAUGUUUCUGUUGUUUAAUUCCAAGAUUUAUUUUCUAGGGUUUAUAAUGUUAAACAACAUCCAAAAUAUAAAAACGGGGAAUGGACAGAGGAUCAGUGUUUCAGAAAAUUUUUGGAUUCCUUUGACACACCAGAUGAUAAGGAUGGCACAAUAACACUUGAUGAAUUCAUAAAUUAUUAUUCUGGUGUGAGUGCCUCCAUAGACAAUGAUAUGUACUUUGACCUAAUGAUGAGAAAUGCUUACAAGCUGAACUAAUACACCACUGUCACAGAAGAAGAUCUUAAUUCUUCACAAACAACCUAUGAUUAAAAUCACCUUGCUGAACAAACUGCCAUCCUUAUUGGAAAAAAGGUUUAGAAAAUGGUGUUUCAUUUCUUCAAGUUUACUCAGAAGAAAGUUUUUCGGGAUCGUAGUAGUGCAGUUUAUUAUAUUUCAUGACAAUAUUUAGCCAGCAAAUGUAAUAUUCCAGUGCGUUAUUACUGUUAAAUAUGCAAAGAAGAUUAGUUUCAUUUAAAACAAAUAAAGCCAGGUUAUUGGCUGUAUGCUAAAGCUUUUAUGCUUUUAUUUUGAAAACUUUUCCAGAACACUUGUGGAUUAAGAGAGAAACAUUGCAUUCCUAUUCCUAAAUUUUAUGAAAUAUUCUAUUCUGAAGGGUAUUUUUUGUUUUUCGUAUAUCAAUUGUAGACAUGUAAAAUUUUUCCUUCUGUUAAAUUUUGGUUUUAUUUUUAGAAAUACUUUGUAACUUUUAUGUUAAUAUGCACAAUGACUCAACUGGAUUUAUGCAGAAUUUGGAGACCUUUUUGUUUCCUAACACUAUUCAAUUUUAAGAAGAUAAACAUAAGUCAAGGCUUUUAUCUUUGUCAAUAUAUCAGACAAUUUUUCGUGUUUAGUCUUUUUGCUCUGUCGUAAUCUUCAACAUAACCAGUUCUGGAUGGUAGCUACCUUUAGUAAACCUAUUUUAGGCUGUGUUAUUACAAUAAGCAGUCUUUAGUAAAGAACCAUAGGUACAAAUUAAGUGAAAAUAUUUGGCACCCGGAAAAAUUCUAAAGAUAACGCCAAGGAAGCGUUGGAAGCAUUUGUUUCCUAUCACUGCAAAUUACGGCAAUGCGCCAAAGUGAUUUUGAGGGACUGUUGCUGGAUAGAAGUUUCUGCCUUUUUUCUUAGGGGUCCCUUUUGGCUGGGGGGCCUGGGGCCAUGUCCCCCCUGGACCAUGGCUAAAACCGCCAGUGUCAACAUGCCGCGAUUAAAGAGUCAUCUUACUUUGCCUAAUGUUUCCAAGAAUCAUUCUAAUUAGAUAUAUAAUUUUGCCAUUAAAAACCAUCUCUCUCUGUGAAUAUCAUUCAGUGGGUGGACCUUAAGACCCGGUCCGUCCUACAGCCAGCUUCUAGUUGACGCCUUAAUCUGAAUUGAGGGAUGAAAACUUGAAAUUGUUGCGAAGGGUGUCAUAAGCAAAAUCAAAGUGCUUGGCACUUCUAAUUUCAUGUUAGGUCCUCGUUUUUAUGACUAAAAUGGUACAAAACUCAGAGUCAGGAAAACAUUACGGUCGCACGGCCAGUGAUCGGGAGAAGGUCCACGAAAAACAAUAGAAGUUCAGAUGACACACCCAAGCCACGCCCACUUUCUAUUGUUUUGUGAGGAAGGUUUGCUUUCUGCGAUGUUUUUGUCUGGAGGAAGGUUAACAACUUUUCUGGACUCUGGCUUUUUUAUACAAAUUUCCCCUAACGGCAUCUUGCUUCAUCAACUGCUUCUUGGUUUUAACGUCCACUGAACCAUUUCGCAUAAAAGAAUUGAUCGCCAAAAAGUCUGAAAGCUUAAUGUGUUGUCACUGGUUGUAGUAAAUUUGCCGAUAAAAAUAUCUUUGCUUACUGAAGCAGUUGAUGAGGGCUGGAUCAAAGUAAAUGUUUUAAAAACUCAUUUCCCUUUGUCGUCCUUCCCUAACCAAAUACAUCGAAAAUAUAAUAGUUUGGAUUAAGAAUCUACUUCAAAAACUUGAUCGCUUUUGGAUUAGUAGCGUAGCCCAUGCUGCAAGAUUAGUAGAAAGCAAGAGCAAACGAAGCGUGUCUAGCUGUUGUGGGGGGCCAGGGGGCUUCCAGGAAUUUUGUUUAACGUUGCCCUAUGGAGUGGCUCUGCAUUAGAUUAUUGCUCGUCUGAGAAACCUCUAGGGUAACAACUUUCUGACCACAUGGGGAAGCGACUGCAUCUUUGCGCCUUGUCCGCUAUCUAUCUAUGCCAGAGCCUUGACCAAGAUGAUUUAGAUUGAAUCAGCUGAUUCAAAAUUUGGCAGGUUUGACAUCCGUUAUUAAUGUGCACUCCUCCUCCAAACGUCUGGCCAGCCAGAAGGCCAUCUGAGACCCUUGUAGGGAACUAGGGUGAUAGCAUCGCGGGGACAUUAUACGUCGUCAUGUGACAUUCAUUGUAAAAAGACAGACUCGAGGUGUUACAGUUGGGAAUAUAGUUGUGUUGAGUAUAGUUACUGUUUGUUUUCAAACUUGAUAAAGUAAACAUUAAUGCAGCAUCUGGAUUCAUUUCGAUAUAUUCAAAGUAUAAACACAAGGUGUUAUUAUUUCUGGAUUAAAUUCUUGAGUGUAAUUCUCGAUGACGAAUAGGACUGAUUCCCUACAUUUUCUCGGUAACAUUUAAACUAAAGCGAAUUAAAACAUUAAUUUUGGUGCCGUGACCCGGGAACAGAUUUGUUGAAUUUUUGAAACAGUGUAUGUAGCGGUAUACGAAUUGAAGAAAAAGAUUGCUACCUGUACCAGGCAUAUAGACUCGAUGUUUGAAAUACCUACAAGAGGGUAAGAGAUUCACGUAAUAUGCUUAGGCGGCACGCUCAUCAAACAAUUCUUUAACGGAGGUAUCAAAGUUAAAAUUAUUGCAAGGUCAAAAGCAUUGAAUUCAUCGAUUGCCGUUCAACUCUCAGAAAAGGGUAUUGAACAUGAUUUAUAAGACAGCAGUGGCGGCUCUUGCUAAUGGCCAUCUGGGGCAAUGCCCCCUCAAAAAGAUUCAAAGGAAAUCUAUGAUAUUCAUAUUUAAUUUUGAAGAUAGUCUCACUGUGGUUAAUUAUAUAAGUUUGUAUCUCUUCUAGAAAAAGCUCCUUGCUAUUCCGUCUCGUCCUUAGCCUCGCUUCUGGCCCGCUAGUGCCUUGAGCGAUGAUGUCAUUUCACGGGCAAAGUUUUUUUUGCCCCUAGCCGACAUGCGCACAAGCUAAUUUUCGACCUCGAGCAUUGCGAAACGCGGCCUGUGAUUGGCUUAUUUGGAGGAAUUCGGGGCAAGAAAAAUUUUGCCCAUAAAAUGAAAUCAUCGCUAAACAACAACCACAUCUAUAUAUGCUUCUUCUUCUGCGCUCCAUGACGAUCAACAUCGAACCAUGGAUACAGUGAAUAAUUUGCAAACUCGACCUUUCUAUCGAUUAUCGCAAUAUUGAUGGUCUGCCCUCCCAACUGUGAAAGUCACGAGCCGCCACUGUAAGACAGGGAUUGCCUUUUGCUUUCCACAACCCUUAAUGAUUGUUUCAUAGGACAGUAACGAAUUACCUUGAGAGAAAAUGCAUGCAAAAUUAAAACCAGAUGAAUCCAGCUCUAAAUUAGAAAUCUCAUAGCAGAACGAAAAAAACCGAAAACAUGUUUUAUUUAACUCGAGUAUUGGUAGAUCCCGAUCGUCGUUCCAUCUAGCAGUUUUGGAAUCGGUCUACAUACAAAGGAAAAAACCCAUUGUAUAGGUAGAAGGAGUUAUUUCUCUCUUGGACUCCAGUGGUCAAUUUUAUCCAGGCAAGCGACAAUUUGAUUGGGCAGCCUCAACAGUCACGUGCUCACGUUUCUGUUGGCCUAUUUCGAUCAACAAUUGGGAUUAUAUAUUUCCUAGCGUAGAGUUUUCGAUCUAUGUUCCAACGUUUUAUACUCUGAAGAGUGUAAAACGAAAAGCUUAAGUAUGUUCUUUUCAACAAGGGGGAAACUUCUGUUCUCCAUAAGUGAUUGUUGUAUUUUUUUAGGUAUCUGAUUCUAAGUUUAAUCUCAAGAGCAUUUUGCAUACAUAGCAGGACCAAGAUGGUUAUAUUAAAAGGAGGUCCAAGGGCCUAUAGCAAUGCCUUGACAAGGGAAAGAAAAGGGACGAAGAGGAGAGGUAGGUUAGUUGAAGUUUUAUGAUUGCAGGUUUGAAAGAAAGCAAGAUAAAAGCAUCUGGGGAGCAAGAAGAGGGUAAAGCGUUUCAAAGUUUAUAAGAUCUGAGAAGAAAUGAUGAGCAGCUGUGGGCCAGAUCACGUACAUAGCGGCGAUAAGGAAGAAGGUGGAGUGAACUUGCCAAAGUCUCUCUCUUGACAGGCAAGUUGCAAAUAGGGGCCGAAAAAUUAAACCGCGGAGCUGGACUACGAAAGUAGGGGCCCAUUUGUCCUGUGCCCUGACUUAUUCGCCAUUGACAUUGGUUUUCUAAUAGAAAAUUAAAACCACGAUGGAUACCAUUUAACUGUACAACAUAACAAAGAUAUUUACCGUUGGUUUAACAGCGAGAAGAUCGUUCAAACCUCAGAUAAAUUUCCCACAUUUUAUACCGAUUCAAGUGAAAUUCAUAUACCAUAGUCACCUAAAUUGUUUUUACACAAACAACUAAACACUUUAAAAUAUUAAAACAAUGAGAAACUUCAACUGGGGAAAAAAGCAGCUCCUAAUUUGGUUUGGUUUACAUACCAUUAAGGGUUACUUAGCACAUGUUGCAGUAAGCUGCUUUUUUUCUAGCAAACACAUUUAUCUUAUUUGAUCGCACUUUACAGUAUCUAACUAAGGCCGAAUCUGCUAAUGGACAAAAGGUCAGGCUUGAGGAUAUUUUCGUAACGAUUCGCAUUCGCAGUAUUUCGAAGCAGUAAUGUUUUCAUUUCGAUCUUAUUGGCAUCUUGAAGCCGAGCUACAGUGCCGUGGAACGAUGUUUGAAUUGGGAUGGGGGCUGCCCAUUGCAUUGCUUCUUAGUCAGAACACUAUUAUAAAGGAAAUAUAGUACAGUUUGACAUUAUUAGGGGCUCCAGUUCUCCGCUUCCGACUUCCGACGGCCUUGAGCUAGCAACUGGCGCUUGGAAGGUAGAUGCGCUGGUAGCCAUCAUCAAAACAACAGGAAUCUUGAUUAAAUAAGGUGAACCCGAAAAAAAUACUAUGUUACUGUGAUUUUGCACUCUGAAGGUGCAAAGUCAUCUAAAUAUGUUUUAAGAGAAUGAGAGAGAGAUGGUCAAUGAAAGAUUAUAAGUUUGUUAACGAAUUACUGCACUUUUCUAGGUUUAUAAAGUUGGUGAACGCUCGUAUAGGGCGGGAUUUCGGUUUAAUGGGAUUUACGCCAAAGGGUAAAUUUAGCCCCCUUUACACAGCCAAAACCAUCCUCGCAUACCCAGCGGUAAAUCAGCACCCUCCCCCCCUGAAGAAUGCAAAAACAAUAACAAACUAUACGUGCAGCGGCACAGAUGUUUGAUGCCUGUGAAAUCAAUUUCAUUGAUUUUUAAACUUAAAAAUAGAAUUUUUGCGCUGUGCUUGGAAACUAAUAUCGGAAAAACAAUUUACAGUCUGAUCAUAAAAGUUGAAAUUGAUGAAUAGUGAUGCAUUCACUCAAUACAAUGAUCGAUAAGCUAAAACCACGUAAUCACAGAUGAAAGACUCGAGAUUAUCAAACAAACAGAAGGAUAAAUUGUGUAUUUUUAUCAGCUGCAAAGGUUUACGGCUGUAUGCUUUAAUUAAAAAUAUGACCGUGCUUUGAAGGCAGAGACUUGAUAUCCAAUGUGUAAACAACACAAAAAUAUGCACAAUAAAUAUCAUGUACGCUCGACAGUGACUCAUUUGUCUGCCUCUUAUCCAAGUUGAAUAGGAUCAUUUGAAAUUCAAUGUACAUAGCUCCGCGCUUCUGGAGAGUAUCGUUAGAAACAAGCCACACUUGGGCGUCAGUGACGUAAGGAGCAUGCAUUUUAUAUGGAUGAAGCUAGAAAAGUUAUCAUAAAAGUUAAUAAUUAAUUUACGACAGCAGAUGACGCGAGAAUAAGUGCAAGUCAUAAGAACAUGACACUGCAGUGAUUUACAUAAAGCGAGCUGAUCAAGUCUGCGUCUGAUAAAACUAGUCCUGUACAAGAUGGCUUUAAAUAGUACAUUUAGUUACACGACUGUCGUGGAUUUCCCAGCAGAAGUUGACUUUUUGGUUAAAUGUCUCUUCGUUUUGGUAUCAUUAUCAAGCUUUUUCCUAAACGGAUCAAUCUGGUAUGCUGUGCUAAGAAGCAGCACUUUGAAAACUGCCACAAACUACCUCUUACUGAACAUGUGUUUGGCUCAUAUGAUCGGUGCAUUCGGAAUCCAGCCAUUCGUGUUCAUGGAUUAUAUAAAUACCUUCAACGCUUCCCUGCAAGUGAAACAUAUGGUGUGCGCAAUUACAGAUGGCGUCUGGGUUUACUUCGUUUGCAGUGGAGUUGCCCUUGCCAGUUAUUGCGCAGUAACACACAAGAGAUACCUUUCCAUUACAAGAUUCAUUCAACCAAGCUACUUCACAACAAAGUUUUGCAUCAUGCUUAAUGCUCUGAUGUGGUUAAUAAUUUCUGUCGGCUGCAUACCAUUUUGGGUUUCGUACAAGUAUUCUGAAGUUGAACACCUGUGCAACCGUGAAUGGGGAGCUCUCAAUAAACAACUUAGUGCGUCUGUAUACUACGCACUCACUCUGGUCCUGCCUUUGGCAUUUCUCCUGCGCAGUUACAUAGCUUUAAUACUGGCAAUAAAAAAAGCCAAGUCCGUAACCCGCAGUGUCAGUAUGACACGGUCCACUGUUUUGCUGAGGGCAAAAAAAGUUCUUCAAAUGUUGGUUCUUAGUUUCCUAGUCUGCUGGUCUCCAUUUUUUGCCUAUUGGGCAAUGUCAUAUUUCACGCAGAUUUUCUCGCAAAGAAAAGUUCUCAAAUUGCAACUCAGUCGCAUAGCCGUUCUAUUCACAUCACUAAACUGCUGUCUCGAUCCGGUUAUAAACAUCUGGGGCAGUAGGGAGCUCCGACUGGCAAUUGAAUUGCACUGGAAAACGAUCCUUAAAAAGACAAAGUUGCAUGUCAUUGGCAAUUUACUGAGACACUGUUUUUCAACUAGAAGGGGCAAGAUUCGAGUGACAACAGUCAGCCCCUAGCUUGUGU